This is a messenger RNA of Diabrotica balteata, 372 nucleotides long. Lineage: Eukaryota; Metazoa; Arthropoda; Insecta; Coleoptera; Chrysomelidae. The record is from the annotation of a GenBank genome assembly.
AUGACUGCUCCACAAAUACUGUGUACCAGUACCACGGUUGUUUUUGGCCACCCAGAGUGUUUUGCACCCAACACAAUUAACCAUGUCAACAAUGAGAGAAUGAGCGACUUGCACGAAAGAACACUGAGGAGAGCCACACAAAUAAAAGAAGCUGGUUACAAACUAGUAGAAAUGUGGGAAUGUGAAUGGAUAAAAUCAAAAGAAUGUAAAAAUGCACCGAGCCCUCAAAUUGUUGAACCCUUAAAGCCUCGUGAAGCAUUCUUUGGAGGACGAACAAACGCCAUAAAGCUAAAUGUGACUGGUAAAAAGCUUAGAUAUAUAGAUAUUGUAUCACUGUAUCCAACGGUACAGUGCGGUACAACGGUACGGUAA